AUGCCUCCUCCUUCCUUGCAGUGCAAUGACUCUCCUUAUCGCUUCCCACCCCCUAGUCCACCUGUCCAUCGUUGGUUGCAUCAGUUGGCCUCAAGCUCGUCCACCUCGACGACCGCCGCCGCCGGUGCUCGAUCGGCGUCGACGACUUCGCGUGCCGCUCCGCAAUCGCGGGCACCGGCGGCGGCCCAAGCGCCUCCAGGCUCUCCUUUCCCCACUUUUGACUCGGAGCCACCCCGCGAGCUCGACCCCUUCAAUUCGUCCGAGGUCGGCCAAAGACACUCGAAUGGCUCCGAAAAGCUCCGUGAGCAGACCAUAGAUGCGAGUAGAGUUCGAUACGCCGAUGCGCAAGCACGCGAUGCGAUCUCGGAGUUUGGUCUGUUCCAGUGCCAGGGCGCUUCGACCAAGACGGACUGGAGUUCACCGGUCGCUGCCAUCUUGGGUGGAAACGGUGCCAAUCGAGCCACACGCUCCCUAACUACCCCUUCUCGAGAUUCCAUUUUGAUCGUCAAUUCGACUCCGUCGUCCGAUCAUUUUUCGACGUGGCCCAACUCGAGCUCGUCCUUCUCGACGCCACUGUCUUCGAUCCUCGACGACUCGCGCGGAAGUGAUAGUUCGUUCCUCGAUACCUCCGUCUCUUCCCAUAAGCCAACACCACCUUCCUUGUUCCCUACCUUCAGCGAAUUCUUGCCCUCAAGAGCUACCUCAUCAAGGCAUUCACAAUUCGACGAGGUUCAACCUCCUCGUGCCUCUGCUGCGGCGGCCGCCCCGUACAACCCCCCUUCGUCUUCUUAUCGCUCGCUUCGACAUCACCACAACGAACUACUCCCAUCCGCCGAACUCGAUUUUCCGAAGAUGGUUACAGACCAAGACAAACGACAUUGGAGGUCAGGUUACGACUCUGAAAGUGGCUCGAGUGGACCCGCCAACUUCUCAUUGCCCAGGUCACCCGCCAAACCUAUUCGUGCGGGGCACAAUUCUUCCUUUGCGUCGCCUGGAAAGCCAUUCGGUGCUCAUUUGAAUCAGAGCUCUCACUCGAGCCUUGGUACUCCGCUUUCAAACACUCGGAAGGACACCUUCGGUGAUGUCAUGAGCGUACCUGCGUACACAACACCCAUUCGAUCGCAAGCUUCAGCUUGUCGCGUGCCCAGCUCGUCGGACUCGAGCGGUGGUGGCUCUCAAUCCAGCCCCCUGCGCACGCUCGUGCCUGUCGCAUCGAUGCUGGGCAGUGACGAUGACUCCAACUUGAACACACCUUACCCUUUGAACCCAUUCGAUACCGACCGCAUCGCUCGACUUCAUGGCGGUCGUAUCCCUCGAAUCGGCCAACUUGCGCCCGCCGAGUCGACGUCAGCGAACCAGGCUCCAAUCAUCAACACGGGCAAUGUUGGUCCGAUGCAGCGUCAGCAAGGCGAUUGGACGUGCGAAUGUGGUUUCGUGGUAAGACUCUUCCCUCUUCACCGCGACGACAUGAUUUGAACCUACUGACGAGCAGAUGAUGUGCAGAACUGGCGCCGUCGCAAGAUCUGCCUGCGCUGUUUCCCCUUCGCGCAUGACUUGGCCAACUCUAUCACGAUCCAUCGCUCUCAAUCGCUCAGCAAUGAGUCCAACACGCAAAUUGAGAGUAUACCUGCAACUGUUUACGUUCAAUCGUAUCCCUCGAGCCGCUCCAUGCCGAUGCUUUCGGCGGUCGCCGCCCAGGACGUACCACCGCUCAUCUCAGCAUACACUCCGCUUCCUUCCCAUCUUCCUUCCUCGAGGAGUGCUCAUGCGAUACUGCCUUCUUUGACGAGCUACAAUACUUCACCCAUCAACCAAGUCGUUCCUCCACCUCCUCCUCCUCCGAUGCCUUUCCCCUCGGCACCCCCGAACUUCUCCGCGGCAGCAUCGAGCCCCACACGUCGUCAAGUGCUGGCCCCCUUGACGCCCCUUGUUCCCAUCCUCCCUCCUCAGACGCCCUUCUCCACCCCCGUCUCGGACGCGAUGCUCAACGCAAAGUGGAGCGAAGGCUUUCACAUGGGUCUAGCCGCUCGAGCGCGGUCCUCCUCUGAUGUCAACCAUCGCCAAAACGAUCAACCGCAACCACUACAUCAGCAAACCUUCCCUAGCGCUACGUCGUACUAUUCGUCGUCGUCUUCGGAACAGCAUCAGUCGCAGAUGUCGUCUCUUUUCGGGCGUCGUCCUUAG
This is a messenger RNA of Microbotryum saponariae, 2184 nucleotides long. The record is from the annotation of a GenBank genome assembly. NCBI's taxonomy places the organism in Eukaryota, Fungi, Basidiomycota, Microbotryomycetes, Microbotryales, Microbotryaceae.